Molecule: messenger RNA, 1437 nt
Organism: Fusarium venenatum
Lineage: Eukaryota; Fungi; Ascomycota; Sordariomycetes; Hypocreales; Nectriaceae
Molecular function (GO): oxidoreductase activity
Source: RefSeq, a predicted model, not a curated record
AUGCAUACACUGCACAUCAAUUCUUCGACAAUCACUGCUUCUGGCAGGUCUCGGGACAAUGAUUUCGCAAGCCCAGAGGAGGUUCGUACAGCUUUUACAUGGGCCAUGUCAACCAUGUACCGGAAUGAAGUACCCCUCUACGGUGACUUGGUCCGAAUUGUUGAUGGUGUGAACGAAAGUAUACUUUCUGAGCAACCCAGUUCUACAAAAGAACGUCUUCUGUCUCAAAGACUAGAUGUGGAGAGACACGGAGCCAUUAGACUGGGAACUCCUUACGAAUUGAGAACCAUCGCUCGUCUUUUUUCCAUACUUGGUCUCAAGGCCGUGGGGUACUAUGACCUUUCUGUUGCCGGACUGCCAAUGCAUGCUACUUGCUUCCGCCCGGUCGACUACAAAUCGCUGGAUCAGAACCCUUUCAGAGUGUUCACGACCUUGUUGAGACCUGAUUUGAUUACGGACCCAGACACUCGCGAGCUUGCUUCCAAAUUGUUGUCAAAACGAGAUAUCUUCAGUCCCAAUCUGUUGGAUUUCAUCAACAAAGCCGAGAAGAAUGACCGGCUUUUGAAGAUAUCCAACGUGAGCGACUUCAUUGCUGAAGCAAUCAAGACCUUCAGCUGGAAACCAGAAGCGUUUGCAUCGGAAGAAGAAUACAAGCAGCUGGCCAAGAGCCAUCUCAUCUUGGCAGAUAUUGCCUCUUUUAAGAGUGCCCAUAUCAACCACUUAACACCCCGGACGCUGGAUAUCACCAGCAGCCAGCAACAAAUGAAAGAAGAAGGUCUUCGGGUCAAGCAUCGCAUCGAAGGACCUCCCCUGCGCCAAUGCCCGAUCCUUCUCCGCCAGACAAGCUUCCUAGCACUGGAGGAGAGAAUUCAAUUUCGCAACGGCCUAGGAGCUCUGGUGGAAGGAACCCACAGGGCUCGAUUUGGCGAAAUUGAGGAACGAGGCGCUGCAGUGACCCCGGCAGGUAGAAAGCUUUAUGAUGACCUGUUGGACGCAGCAAUGGAGAAAUUCGGCCAGAGUUUAGAUACACAGAAUCCUGAAGCAAUUGAUGCUGCUAUGGCUGAAGUAUUCAGAGAUUACCCUGACUCCUGGUCCGAGCUGCGGAAACAGAAUCUCAUUUACCGCACUUACCAUCGCACAAGUAAACAAGGAUACGACAUAUCAGGCUCUGAGUCGCUUGAAGAUUUGGUGGAACAGGGUUACCUGACGGCUGAGCCUAUCACUUACGAAGACUUUUUGCCUUUCUCGGCAGCAGGAAUCUUCGCGUCAAAUCUCGGCAACUCUCAACAAAACCGGCCUCAAGAGAAACCACUUUCUGACAAAGCGGGUUUAGAAAGUGCUUUGGGACACGUCACGCUAGAUGCUGACAAACUCUACCUCGAGAUUCAAAACGAGAGUAUAAAGAGAUGUGGUCUGUACUGCAAGCUUAAUUCUUGA